AUGAAAGGCUUAACAAAGCAAAUUCUAAAAGCAUUUAGCAUGGAAAAACUGGGAUUUCUUUCUUCAGUUCUUAGCAAUCAUCUUCUCCAACUUCUUUUGAUUUUGAUGAUUCUGAAUAUUGUUGCUUAUGGAGAAGAAACAAAGGAUUUUUACAUUGUUUACUUGGGAGAUAGUCCACUGAACAAGCAAUCUGCAGUUCAAGAACACAUAGGCCUUCUUUCCUCUGUGAAAGGAAGUGAACAUGGUGCCAAAGAGUCUAUUGUUCAUAGCUACACUAAGAGCUUCAAUGCCUUUGCUGCCAAGCUAUCCAAAGAUGAAGCUGAAAUGUUAAAGGGCCUAGAAGAAGUGGCAUCUGUGUUCCCAAAUCGGUAUCGCAAGCUUCACACUACGAAAUCAUGGGACUUCAUUGGACUUCCUUUAACAGCUAGAAGAAAUUUGAAGUUAGAGAGAAAUAUAAUUGUGGGUCUACUUGAUACAGGCAUUACUCCACAGUCCGAGAGCUUUAAAGACAAUGGAUUUGGUCCACGACCGUCAAAAUGGAAAGGAACAUGCAGUCAUUUUGCGAAUUUCUCAGGCUGCAACAACAAGAUUAUAGGAGCUAAAUACUACAAGCUCGAUGGCAACUCCGACCCUGCUGACAUUUUAUCACCUAUAGACGUUGAUGGCCAUGGAACACACACUUCAUCAACACUAGCGGGUAACCUGGUUCAAGAUGCAAAUCUUUACGGGCUAGCCAAAGGCAUGGCUCGUGGUGCAGUGCCAUCAGCUAGGAUAGCAAUGUACAAAGUGUGCUGGGCCAGCUCAGGGUGUGCCGAUAUGGAUAUUCUUGCCGCAUUGGAUGAUGCUACUAGCGAUGGAGUGGACGUAAUAUCGAUAUCGAUCGGUGGGGCGACUCAGGAUUUCGUGACGGAUUCUAUAUCAGUUGGUGCAUUUCAUGCCUUGAAGAAGGGAAUCAUUACUGUGACUUCCGCUGGGAAUAAAGGUCCAAGUUUGAGUUCGGUUUCUAACUAUUCCCCAUGGCUUUUUACUGUGGCAGCCAGUGGGAUCGACAGACAGUUCAUGAGCACAGUCAAGUUGGGUAAUGGAAAAAGUUUUUCGGGAAUUGGGAUUAAUACAUUCGAAUCAAAAGAAAAAAUUUAUCCCAUUGUCAGCGGGACCGAUGUUGCGAUGAACUCCAAAAGCAAGGAAAACGCAAGGUUCUGCUUCGAUAACACAUUGGAUCCUGUCAAGGUGAAAGGAAGGCUUGUUUAUUGCACACUAGGCCAAUGGGGUGUUGAUUCUGUUGUCAAAGGUAUUGGAGGAAUUGGCACUAUUGUUGAAAGCGACGAAUACCUCGACACUGCUCAAAUUUUCAUGGCACCGGCAACAAUGGUGAACUCAACUGUCGGAGAAACUAUACAAAAUUAUAUACAUUCUACAAGCUCACCUUCAGCAGUGGUAUAUAAGUCUGAGGAAGUAAAAGUUCCUGCUCCUUUUGUUGCUUCAUUUUCAUCUCGGGGUCCAAAUCCGGGCUCACAGCAUAUUUUGAAGCCUGAUAUUACAGCCCCUGGCGUUGACAUCUUGGCAGCUUAUACUCUUACAAAGUCACUCACAGGGCUCGAAGGUGACACUCAACAUUCAAAGUUCACUCUCAUGUCCGGCACUUCCAUGGCCUGCCCACAUGUUGCAGGUGUUGCAGCCUAUGUAAAAUCAUUUCACCCUACUUGGACACCGGCCGCGAUCAAAUCCGCAAUCAUGACCACAGCAAAACCGAUGAGCCGGAGGGUGAACAAAGAUGCCGAGUUUGCCUAUGGUGCUGGUCAAUUGAAUCCUGCAAGAGCCAUAAACCCAGGCCUAGUCUAUGACAUUGAUGAGAUGUCAUAUGUACAAUUCCUAUGCCAUGAAGGCUACAGUGGGUCGUCUAUAGCGCAUUUAGUUGGCACAAAAUCCAUAAACUGCUCCUCGAUCCUUCCUGGAUUCGGCUAUGAUGCUCUCAACUACCCGUCGAUGCAGCUCAACAUGAAAAAGAGCCAACAGCAAACCAUAGGUGUUUUCCAGAGAAGAGUCACCAAUGUAGGUCCUCCAUCUGUGUACAACGCUACCAUUAAGGGCCCUAAAGGAGUGGAAAUCAUGGUUAGGCCGACGAGUCUCCUCUUCACUCGUCCGUUGCAGAAGCGGAGUUUUAAGGUUGUGGUGAGAGCGAAUCUCAGGACAAGCAGUAAAUUUACGGUGCUAUCAGCUUCACUUGUAUGGAAAAGCAAUCGUCACACUGUGAGAUGUCCUAUUGCUGUUUACAACUUCCCAGACUAAAAUAAUCAUCUUUAUAUGUGAAAAAAAUGAGGGAGCAAGUAGCUU
Hibiscus syriacus is the source of this 2334-nucleotide messenger RNA. RefSeq names its product subtilisin-like protease SBT4.14. The record is from RefSeq and is a predicted model, not a curated record. Gene Ontology annotation, biological process: proteolysis. Gene Ontology annotation, molecular function: serine-type endopeptidase activity. Lineage: Eukaryota; Viridiplantae; Streptophyta; Magnoliopsida; Malvales; Malvaceae. Bases 1 to 2289 code for a protein of 762 amino acids. The transcript is spliced from 10 exons.